AUGGCGGAUCCCGUACAUUGCCUUCGAGGUGCCGCAAUCACCAUUGCUAUUUGGAAUCUUAUCUAUUCGCUGAUUCAACUCGUAAUUUUUGGAUGGCAAACGAAAUUUGUUAGAGAUAUUCAAUGGCAAUUCGAAAAUAGACAAAUGCCCUUUCUUGGAGUAAAUCCUUUUCAAGCAAGGUUUCCUGGUUUAUACGCAAUGUAUUCCGAAUCGCCAGAGCGUAGACGAAUAAAUAGUUAUGUCAUUUUCUCUUCACAGUUAUUAAUGAAACCGAACUGCGUAUGGCCGUGGUUCUUCAGUGCAGUUCCUAUUAUAGGUUUUUCGACGACAUAUGCUAUUCUAUGGUGGACAGGUGAUGUUUUCGGUCCACAGUUGACUAUGUCUGUCGCUGAAUUCGUAAUGUCAUUAGCAAUCAAUGUGGGCAUUUUUGAAAUUUUAAUUUUGAAAAUAACUUUCAAAAUUAUUAACCCAGGAAAGCCAAGUAAAUCAUUACCACCAUGGAGACGACAAUGGAACGAUACGCCUCCAAAAAAAUUGAGGCAAAAAAUUGAACGUCGAAGUCGAUCACGAAAUCGUGAUGAAUUUAAUCGACAAUGUGCUCCUCGGUAA
Messenger RNA from Dracunculus medinensis (Guinea worm), 609 nucleotides. The record is from the annotation of a GenBank genome assembly. Lineage: Eukaryota; Metazoa; Nematoda; Chromadorea; Rhabditida; Dracunculidae.